Messenger RNA from Phanerochaete carnosa HHB-10118-sp, 162 nucleotides. RefSeq lists its product as uncharacterized. The transcript has a single exon. The annotation marks the transcript as partial. The record is from RefSeq and is a predicted model, not a curated record. Lineage: Eukaryota; Fungi; Basidiomycota; Agaricomycetes; Polyporales; Phanerochaetaceae.
AACCACUAUAUCCGUUUUUCGGUCAGCCCUGCGAACACUGACGGUCUCACGAUCCGCAAGGCGCUGCAAGACGCGCUCCUGCAGUCAUUUGGCCUGACCUCCGCAAACGUCUACGUGGACGUCCUGUGGCUGGCGGAGGACGGUGCAGAGGUAGUUGUGCGU